Messenger RNA from Culex quinquefasciatus (southern house mosquito), 910 nucleotides. RefSeq lists its product as uncharacterized. Lineage: Eukaryota; Metazoa; Arthropoda; Insecta; Diptera; Culicidae. Bases 391 to 870 code for a protein of 159 amino acids. The record is from RefSeq and is a predicted model, not a curated record. The transcript has 2 exons.
UGAAAAUAUUAUGAUUAAAGAAAUUUUACUUCAAGGUGUGUAAAAUAUCAUCAAAGUGUGAAAAUAUGUGCAGAACGUCCUCGUGACCAAGCGGCGUCUCGUUGGCGCAGAAUUCUGCCCCCGUUAGAACCGACACACCCAAGUGUACCGUCACUGGGCGAUUGCGCUCCGGUAUCCCGUCAACGCCAUCGGUGUGGACUCGCUGGUAUUUGUCAAAAGUAACGUUUUACUUCCAUAAGAAACCUUCUCGCUUAGCAAUCGGACACAGGCCCUCACCCUUUCUGGAUGAGCAGGUGUGGGCGAGCCGCAAGAAGAUUCGGCCGCGUACAAGGCUUCGAAAGAACUGCAAGAGGCGACCACCAUGGCAGCGCAUGAGGAAUUCAACGGCCAAUGAUGCGACCCGUCGCCGAGGGCGUCGUCCCAGCAAGCGGAAGUUAUCCGGCCCGGCACGAGGACAAGUGGGGACGGUGGACGUGGUCGGUCAGCGGCCAGGUACACUGCCUGGAGCAUAAAGUGAAUCAAACCAGCUUGCCGAUCUCGUUCGGCCUACCUUGGACAACGACGGCUUUAUCGCCGAACGCGCCGGUUGUGCGCUGGCCAUCAGCACUUACGGGACGAGCUGGAGAGGUGAGUAAAGAAGAUCCAGGGAAGAACGGCGUAUUGAUUUUAUCAGCUGCGAGUACAACCCGAUUAAAGUCUACAGUGCCUCCUGCGGCACGAGGCCAGAUUCUGCCUGAACGAACCAAAGAGCGUGUGGUGGUGAUUCUCUGUGAGCGAAAUCGGAACGCUGUUCUUCAAGACCAAGAGGAUGAAACUGAGCCACAACCAAUUCCAAGACGGUGGCACAUGUAUUUUUUUAAGAGCAGCUGAGAUUGAAACAACAAGAAAAACACAAAUGAAUAAUCGACAA